Molecule: messenger RNA, 426 nt
Organism: Ostertagia ostertagi
Lineage: Eukaryota; Metazoa; Nematoda; Chromadorea; Rhabditida; Trichostrongylidae
Source: the annotation of a GenBank genome assembly
AUGGCUGAAAUUAUACGACAGAUAUUUGCAGUCGCCGGUCAAAAUUUCGAAGACGUGCGCUAUUCUUUUGAGGAAUGGCCGAAGCACAAAGCUGAAAUGCCGUUCGGUCAGAUGCCAGUGCUGGAGGUCGACGGCAAGAAACUUUCGCAAUCCUUCGCCAUCGUUCGCUACCUGGCAAGGAAGUUUGGCUAUGCUGGCAAGAGCGCCUGGGAGGAGGCAGUGGUCGAUUCGGUCGGUGACCAAAUCAAGGAUUACAUCUACGAGAUACGUCCCUUCGUUAGGGCAGCGGCAGGACUUGCUCCCGGUGACGCGGAGGCCCUGAAGAAAGACGUGUUUUUGCCAGCCCGCGAGAAGUUCUUCACAUUCAUGGAGAAAAUUCUGAAAAACAACAAAACUGGUGAGUCGGAGUUGCAGAAUAAGUUAUGA